Dermatophagoides farinae (American house dust mite) is the source of this 2563-nucleotide messenger RNA. RefSeq lists its product as uncharacterized. The record is from RefSeq and is a predicted model, not a curated record. Lineage: Eukaryota; Metazoa; Arthropoda; Arachnida; Sarcoptiformes; Pyroglyphidae.
AGAUUCACUUGUCGAUCGUUUGUUGUUGUCAUCAUCGACGACAGAAAAAUAAAAUAAGAAAAAAACUUGUGAUGUUUUCGAAAAAAUUUGGUUGCCUUUUGGCAAUCGUUUUCAUUGUCGUUGGCAAUGUCUAUGCCCUACUAGAAGUACCAGUGCCAGUUUUUGGUCAAUCAAAUCUUCAACCACCAGAACCAGGACAAAGAAAUUUCAAUGGACAAUCAAAUCCCCAGAACCUGGACGAAGAAAUUUCAACGGAGGAAACAAUUACGGUUCACCAAGUACUGAUGUCGUUCUACCACCGAAUCAAUAUCGAAAACCUGAUGUAGGUUCACCAAGAACUGAUGUAGUUUUGCCCAAUCAAGGAACUUCAUUUGUGGACAGUAUGCAAGGUGAUGAUCCAGUCGCUUUAGCACAGAGCAGUUUCCAACCUCCUGAACCUGGAAGAAGAAAUUUCAAUGGAGGAAACAAUUACGGUUCACCGAGUACUGAUGUCGUUCUACCGCCGAAUCAAUAUCGAAAACCUGAUUUAGGUUCACCAAGAACUGAUGUCGUUCUACCAUCGAAUCAAUAUCGAAAACCUGAUUUAGGUUCACCAAGAACUGAUGUAGUUUUGCCAAAUCAAGGAACUUCAUUUCUGGACAGCAUGCAAGGUGAUGAUCCAGUCGUUUUAGCACAGAGCAGUUUCCAACCUCCUGAACCUGGUCAACGAUAUUUCAGUGGUGGAAAUAAUUAUGGCUCACCAAGAACAGAUAUAGUAGUACCAUCAAACGAUCAGUAUCGUAGACCGGAUCUUAAUUCGCCUAGAACAGAUAUAGUAGUCCCAUCAAACGAUCAAUAUCGAAGGCCAGAUUUGAAUUCACCAAGAAAUGAUUAUGUUGUACCAUCGAAUGAUCAAUACCGGAGACCGGAUUUGAAUUCGCCUAGAACGGAUAUAGUAGUCCCAUCAAACGAUCAGUAUCGUAGACCGGAUUUGAAUUCGCCUAGAACGGAUAUAGUACUCCCAUCAAACGAUCAAUAUCGAAGACCAGAAUUGAAUUCACCAAGAAAUGAUUAUGUUGUACCAUCGAAUGAUCAAUACCGGAGGCCGGAUUUGAAUUCACCAAGAAAUGAUUAUGUCGUACCAUCGAAUGAUCAGUAUCGUAGACCAGAAUUGAAUUCACCAAGAACAGAUGGUAUUUUGCCAUCAAACAAUCAAUAUCGACGACCGGAAUUAGGUUCUCCUCGUACAGACGUAGUUGUACCGUCUAACCAAUAUAACCGUAGAGCUAGAAGCCCUGUAUUAGAUAUGAUGCAAGGUGAUGAUCCAAACCCUAUCGAACCAGGACAAAGCAAUUAUUAUCGUCAAGGAGAUUUCUCAAAACCACUCGAACCAGGACAGCCUAGUUUACGCCCAUAUGGACAAAGCAAUGUGAUCGAUGGCGUUGUAGUAGUACCGCCUGCCCCAAAUAAUCAAAACAAUCCUUUCAACACACCAAGGACCGAUCGAGUUAUACCACCCAACUAUGAUCCUAACUAUGACAGACCAUUCGAUUCACCUUCCACGAAUCCUAUUCUUCCACCAAACAAUCCACGACCAUUCGACUCACCUUCCACGAAUCCUAUUCUUCCACCAAACAAACCACGACCAUUCGAUUCACCUUCAACCGAUCCGAUUCGAGUUGUGUCAUAUCCGGGUGGAUUAAAUAGUCCAUCUACCGAUGUUGUCGUACCAUCGUUAUACCCAACAAAUGGUCCAUCAAAUCCGCCUGAACCAGGACGAACAAAUUAUUUUGAUCAUAAUAGACCACAUUGGUCAUGUGAUAUGACACGUGAAGAUCAAUGUCGAUUAGAGAAUCGAGCAAAUUUUGUUCAAUUCAAACGUGGAAUUGCUUUCAACAGUCCAGCAUUGGUUUUAGAUGUAACCGAAGCCAUUCGUACGCGACAAUCAUUGCCACGAUUAAAUCCAGUUAAAUCAUAUAAUGCCGGUCGUUUAGUUACAAGAGAUUAUUUCCCAGCAAAUAAUCGUGUGGCUUGUCUACAUUUCAGUUAUGCUUGGUCCGGAAAUGAAGACAAACGAAUGCAUCUGAUACAACGUAAUCGUGAGGAUAAAUGCAUUUUCUCAGCACAUACGGGCAGUAUCAAUGAUCGUAAUGGUGAAUGGCGUGAUGUUGAAUUACAAUUGGAUCUAAGUCAAGGAGAUUCGGCAUUUUUGAUUGAAUUUUCAUUCGACAUACCGAACAGAGAAAAUCGAUAUCGACGACAAACACGAAUAUAUCCAAUUGAUCGUAUCAAUGGUGGUGAUUCAAUUAUCGCUGUACGUGAUUUCAAAAUUGGUUACGGUUAUUGUCGAAAUAAUCAAGCAUUUGAAUGUGAUCUUCCGGUUUAAUAACAAUGUCAAAUCUUUAAUAUGGACUCAUAUUAAUCAAUAUGAAAAUUAAUCAAAUUCAAAAUUACUAAUUUCAAUCGGUAAUAAAAAUAAAACAAAACAAGAUGAAAAAUUUUUUUUGCAAAAAAUCUCUUUUCCGAAUAAUCCGAAAUCUAUCCUUGAAUGAAAGAUAAAAUAAACUUAUCGAGAUUUGAUAAA